This is a messenger RNA of Jaminaea rosea, 1427 nucleotides long. Its product is annotated as LuxS/MPP-like metallohydrolase. The transcript is spliced from 5 exons. Bases 19 to 1353 code for a protein of 444 amino acids. Lineage: Eukaryota; Fungi; Basidiomycota; Exobasidiomycetes; Microstromatales. The record is from RefSeq and is a predicted model, not a curated record. Gene Ontology annotation, molecular function: metal ion binding. Gene Ontology annotation, cellular component: mitochondrion.
CUUGACAACUCGCCGCCCAUGUCUCUCGCAAGGGUAGCAGCACCAUCCAGGUCGUCCGUCUUGCGUGCCGCCUCUGCGGCUGCGCCUGCACGAAGGGCAUUUACCACGCAGCAGGCAAACGGCAUCCCCGUAGCGGCAGUGGACGAUGGCUCCCCCACCUCAUCAGUCACAGUAGCCCUCCGCGCCGGCCCUCGAUACGAGUCCAUCCCUGGUGUAGCCAACGCUCUCAAGCACUUCCUCUUCAAGUCCAACGAGAAGCGUUCAGCUCUCCGCCUCGUUCGCGAGUCGGAGCUCUAUGGCGGUCUCCUCUCUUCAUCGAUCUCCAAGGAGAACCUCUACAUCACUGCAGAGUUCCUGCGCGGGGAUGAGGACUACUUCGUCGAGAUCCUCGGCGAUGUGCUCGCCUCGUCCAAGUUUGCGGCGCACGAAUUCAACGAGGAGGUACUCCCCGCCAUUCGCGGAGAGUACGAGCAGGUGUCUAGCAUUCCCCAGGUCUUUGGCUUCGACGUCCUCACCCAAACGGCAUACAGGCAACGCGGUCUUGGCGCCUCUCUCUUCGCCAGCCCCGCCUCGCCCAUCACAGCCAAAGAUGCAGCUUCGUACGGCCGUGCCGCUUUCGCCAAGUCGAACCUCGCCGUCCUCGGUACCGGCGUUGACGCUGGCAAGCUGGCAUCGCUCGUCUCCAAGAGCUUCGCAAACGUGCCCGCUUCGUCGCAGGGCCUCAAGGCUGGACCUAGCACGUACCACGGUGGAGAGCAGCGCGUUGCCUUUGUCCCCGCCCACUCGGACUCCUCGCACGCCCACCACGGCCACUUCUUCCUUGGCUUCCAAGGUGGUCCGGGCCCUGAGUACGCCGUGCUCCGCUCUCUCCUUGGCGGUCAAUCGAGCGUCAAGUGGUCCAAGGGCCUCUCCCCUCUCUCGUCGAUUACGAGCCAAUCGCGUGGCGCCAGCGCCGAAGCAUUCAACCUGGCCUUCUCCGACUCCGGCCUCGUUGGCGCCUACGUGACGGGCCCGCACGCAACCCUUUCGACCGUCGCGAGGGAGGUCGGCAACGCCUUCAAGUCGGCGGCGGGCGGUGUCAGCUCGGAGGACCUGCAGCGUGCCAAGGCCAAGGCCAAAUUUGAGGCCGCGGCUGCGCUUGAGAGCCGAGAGACUGUUCGUGACGUUGUGGGGUCGGCGCUCCUGCAGGGUGGCGCGGGGGUCAAGUCGACGGAGGACGUGUUCAAGCAGCUGGAGGGUGUCAAGGCGAGCGCUGUGAGCGCUGCGGCGGAGAAGGCGCUCAAGGGCAAGGCUACGACGGUCGCCAUUGGAGAUGUGCACGCGUUGCCCUACGCUGACGAUGUGCUGGCGUAGAGCGAUGAGAGGGAGAGGAGGGGAGAGAAGGAUGCAGAGGAUAGAUGUGAGAGCAGGAGAGGAGGGAGCAGGGG